UCAGGGUGGUUGGAUUGCGAGGCGAUGAAAUAGUAGCUAGUAGUGCUGACUCAGUGUGUUCACUUAAAUACAUGCACUUGCACAGGUCAGACUCUGUUACACUUAACCAACAGCUCUCCUGAUAUUAGUAUGGCGCAUGUUGGCUUUCUAUUUGUCACUGUUCUCGCAUGUAGCUCUCUGCCGUUGGCGCACGGAUUACGAAAGGCUAGAUUUAUAUUGACAGAAAAUGCGGUGGACUUCCCAGAGAAGCAACUGCACGGGAACGAUAUGUCCAGCAACAUGAAGCUACUAUUGGGAGCCGAUGGGCAGAUGUAUGCUGGAGGUGGACAGCGUUUAUUCCGUGUCAAUUUCCAGGCGGACUAUUUCCAGGAUCAGGUGCCUGUGAUGCAAUGCAGACUGGGUUCAGACUGCAAUAUCACCGUGAUGCAGCCAGGGAGAGAUGGAUACCCUCUGUUUGUGUGCACAGCAGAUGGGGACGACACAACCUGCUGCUAUGUGGCAACAAAUGGCUCAUUGUCAGACUGUCGCGAUGACUACAUCAGAGGAGGAGAGCCAGCUCUACUCACUGGAGAGGACCUCUACACCACACACUCUGACGCUGGAUACAGAAACGGAGUCUACAAGAACUCCAAGAACUAUCUUGUCAUGCCCCAGAGUCAAGCAGAUCAAAGGUAUGUGAAGGUGGUGGAAAGAAGAGAUAAAGAGAACCCGUUGCAAGACAAGCUCUAUGCAUUCUACACAGAAAAGAAUCUCGAUCAGAACCCAGAUUCUGACAUCUUCACCCCCCGUGUUUCUCAGAUCUGCAUGGCUGAUCUGGGAGGUUCAAAGGACACCCUGCAGUUCCAGUGGACGUCUCAGCUGAGCAGCCGCCUGUCCUGUGGGGACCCCAGCAGGAAGCUGUACUACACCGAGCUGCUGGACGUGGCCGUGCUGCCGUCUGAGGAUGGAGCAGACGCCAGGGUCUACGGGCUCUUCAGAAACGGCUGGAAAAUGAGGGCCGUUUGUGUGUACGCUAUGAGUGACAUCGGUCGGGUCUUCUCUACCUCUGCUCUCUCCAUACCCACUGACACUUUGAGAGAGCGCCCUGGAGAGUGUGUUCAGGACAGCAGGAAACUCUCUCCACACCUGCUCAAGUACAUGAAGAACGAUCCAGAGAUGGUGGAUUGGGUGAAGCCCAUAGGGAACAGCGCCUCCCUGCUGGUCAGUCACCGCCACUACAGCCACAUCCAGGUGGACCGUGUCCGAGGGACAGAGGGUCAGGAAGGACACAACGUCCUGCUGCUGUCCACGGAGAGCGGUGCGGUUCACAAAGUCCUGGAGAACUCCUCUGACCCUUUCAUCAUUGCGGAGUAUCACCCUUUCAAACCCGGAACACACAUCCUCAGUAUGCUGCUGGACAGUUCUCAGAAGAAACUCUAUGUGAGCUCCAAUGCUGAGGUGGUUCAGAUUGACCUGAGGAACUGCAGUGUGUACGGGGACCAAUGUGCUGACUGCAUCUUAGCAAGAGAUCCCUACUGCGGCUGGGACCGUAACCAAACAAGUUGUUCAACGUAUUCAGAGGACACUAUUCAGGAUGUUGAAGAUGGAAAUGUCCAUAAAUGCACAGACGGUCCAGUUAUUGAUCCUAGCACAGAGGGGCCUCAGAAGGGUGAUGCCGACACUAUUGACAUUUCGGAGUCCUCCAGACACUUCCUGCCCUGCCCCGUUCAUUCCCAGCAUGCCGAGUACCGCUGGAUGCAGGGCGGAGAGGAGAGGCAGUCGAUCAUGGACAGCGAGCAGGAGCAGUUAGUGCUGCUGAUAGAUGGCAUGAGGGCUGAAGAUGAGGGCCUGUACCAGUGUGAGGCCAGGGAGGGAGACUACAGGAAGACAGUGGUCCAGUAUGAGCUGAGGAUGAGCAGUGCAGUGGGGGGACUAAAGAGCUCUCCUCUGGCCUUGGCCUUGCUGCUGCUGCUGCUGUUUACUCUGUUACUUUAGAGGUCUGCUGGACCUGCUCCGUGUUGGGUCCUGUUCCGUGACCUGGUUGAGUGAGUGAGUGUGUGGGUGAGAGAGAGAGAGAGAGAAGACAAAGAGAGAGAUUUCUUUAUCCCCUCUUCUGGGUGGAGGUGGCUUGCUGCCCCACAGCUGUCAAGCAUGGCGAUUUCCUGAGGAGCUUUUCACUGAUUUAUUUGUAUGUUGUAAUACAGUGGGAGAGGGGGGUGGAGAAAGAGAGAGAGAGAGAGAGAGAGAGAGAGAGAG
Molecule: messenger RNA, 2235 nt
Organism: Clupea harengus (Atlantic herring)
Lineage: Eukaryota; Metazoa; Chordata; Actinopteri; Clupeiformes; Clupeidae
Product: semaphorin-7A
Biological process (GO): semaphorin-plexin signaling pathway; positive regulation of GTPase activity; positive regulation of cell migration
Cellular component (GO): plasma membrane
Molecular function (GO): chemorepellent activity; semaphorin receptor binding
Source: RefSeq, a predicted model, not a curated record